Messenger RNA from Parathielavia appendiculata, 1514 nucleotides. RefSeq names its product palmitoyl-hydrolase-like protein. Lineage: Eukaryota; Fungi; Ascomycota; Sordariomycetes; Sordariales; Chaetomiaceae. Gene Ontology annotation, molecular function: palmitoyl hydrolase activity; thiolester hydrolase activity. Gene Ontology annotation, cellular component: lysosome. The record is from RefSeq and is a predicted model, not a curated record. The transcript has 2 exons. Bases 18 to 1016 code for a protein of 332 amino acids.
CUCUCAUACUCUUCAACAUGGCGAUUCUCCAAGGCUUGCGGCUGCUGUUCAUCGGGUCGCUGAUCACAACCACGAUCGCGAAGCCUGUGGAAAGGCAACGUGGCGAUGGCGAUGAGGACGACACUCCGCUGCCACUGGUAAUCUGGCACGGCCUCGGCGACACUUACAACGGCGACGGCAUGCGAAGCGUGGCCGAACUCGCCGAAGAAGUCAACCCAGGGACGCUCGUCUACCCGAUCCGCAUGGACGAGAACGCCGCGCGCGACCGAUACGCCUCUUUCGUUGGCAACCUGACCGAACAAGUAGCUAAAGUCUGUGCCGACUUUGCCGCACACCCAAUCCUCUCGACCGCUCCGGCCAUCGAUGCGCUCGGCUUCUCCCAAGGCGGCCAGUUCCUCCGCGCAUACGUCGAGCGCUGCAACAACCCGCCGGUGCGCAGCCUCAUCACCUUCGGCUCGCAACACAACGGCAUCUCUGCCUUCCGCGACUGCACCCCGACCGACUGGGUUUGCCGGGUGGCCAUGGCCGUGCUGAGAGGCGACGCCUGGAGCAGCACGGUCCAGAGCAGGCUCGUCCCCGCGCAGUACUACCGCAACCCGGAGGAAUACGAGCAGUACCUGGAGCAUUCCAACUUCCUGGCCGACAUCAACAACGAGCGCGAGGCCAAGAACGAGACCUACAAGAAGAACAUUGCCCAGCUGGACAACUUCGUCAUGUACAUGUUUGAGGACGACACGACCGUCAUCCCCAAGGAGACAGCUUGGUUCGAGGAGGUCAACGGCACUGAGAGCACGCCCCUGCGCGCCCGCCGCUUGUACACCGAGGACUGGCUCGGCCUGCGCGCGCUCGACCGCAAGGGCGGGCUCAAGUUCCGCACUGCACCGGGCGAUCACAUGCAGCUGUCUGAGGAGCUACUGAAGGAGGCAUUCGGCGACUUUUAUGGCCCGCUGAACCUGCGGCGGGGGAGGUCGGACCCGCGCCGCGGGAAUCGGAACGGCGGCGGAGAUGAUUUGUGAUGGAAGGAUUCUUGACACAUUGACAUGCGCAGCACCUUCUGUCUUUUUCACUUCAAGGCGCAUAUUAUCUAUCAUAUUUGGGUACACAUGGGUUCUGGGUAUGGGUGCCUGGGUAAUUGUCGCGGCAAAGCAGCAGGGAGCAACGGAGCUCGUGGUAUAUCUGUCACAUGGAUGGGUUUAUUUGUUCCGCGACAUAGCGAGGGCAUGGCAACAAGGAUUUCUGGGAAGGGGAUAGGGCGUUUGUUGGACUGAGUAAUUUAUCAAGACAGCGGGAAUGGACUUUGUUGUGGCGCACCGCCGUUCUCCAUCCGUUCAGCCGUGCCUCGCGCGGGAUCCAUUUCUGUUCUCAGCUUAGUGACGGAGGUUCUGAGAGCUUGACGUCGGGAUGAGUGUCGUGGAUCCAGGGGCAACCCACAGAGACCUGUGGAGUGGCCGCCCUGCGCACGAAACUUCAACUUGGCUGUCAGGUUCCAAGAUGUUACUCGAAGCCGAAGCUGG